Molecule: messenger RNA, 2073 nt
Organism: Penicillium digitatum Pd1
Lineage: Eukaryota; Fungi; Ascomycota; Eurotiomycetes; Eurotiales; Aspergillaceae
Source: RefSeq, a predicted model, not a curated record
AUGGAGUCUACAACACGUCCCAUCCUGAGCCCCUCAAAAGCGCUCUAUCCGGUGUCGCCGGAACGCAUGAAUCAACAAACCAUACCCGCCUCUCCCUCACUACCUUCCGAUCUCCUCACACUACAUCACAAGAGCACUCGAGGUGUUUCAGAAGUACAAGCUAAAGUGGCGUUUCUAAACGGCCUCUCUCGAGGAGGUAGCCCUGCCAACUCUGCCGCAAGCAAUGCCGCCCUACAACGGGCUAUCCUAGGCCGCGAGGAAGCAGAGUCUGCCCUAGCCAUUGCACAAGAAGAGUUUUCAGAAGCACAGACACGAGAACGCCGGAUCAGUGAACGCCUUGAGUCGUUACUGGAAGAGCUACAUGGUACGAAAGAACGCCAGGCCCACGAACGGUCAAUUUUUGAAAAGGAAAUCAGAAAAGCCCGCAAAGAAGCUUUUCGAGCUGGAUCGACCUUGGUCAAGCUUCAAGAAGAAUUGAAACACGCGAAAUCAGAGGUCAGAGCACUGAAAGAUGAAGUGGGAGCAGAACGCGAGGCGAAGGACAAGGCCAAACAGGAGGCGUUCGAACGCGCCUAUGCUCUCGCUGGUCUUACAGAAGAACUUCAAGUCCUGAAAGAGAAAUUCCGUGCCCUGGAAACAGAGAACCACUCGAGCACCCUCGAAGUCCGCGCCCAUGAGAUUCGGAAAGAAGACUUCGGGCGACUGUCAAUAGCAGAGGGCGACCUCGCGUUUUUGACUACUCCACGCAGAACGAAACGAGCUGCUGCGGGAUCUGUUCGAUCCCCUGCCCCGGCACGUGAAGAAGACCACGUAGAAGCCACUCCUCCCAAACGCCCACGUUUGUCGGACUGUGUACAUAAGACAGAGAGUGAACAACCCGAAUCGGAGACGGUAGCGGAACUGAACGCGGAUCUUUUGGAGGAGAUGAAAGAAGAGUUAGUCUACGAGCGUCGCCGCAGAGUCGCAGCCGAAGAUAUGGUGCAUUUCCUGAACAUCGAGUGCCAGUUUGAACGCUGCUCUUGCAGGCUUGCUGAGAGCCAAGGUCGUCGCUACAUUUAUGAUGCUGAUUACUAUAACAAAUUCCAAAAGCCUCAGAUCGAGGCGGAAGAGAAAGCUCGUGCUCAGCAAGCCAGCGUUCAACAAGCUAGUGUCCACCAAGCCCAUCCUCACCCAGCCAGCACCCCCUCGGCUAGCCCACCCCCUCCUCCACCCCCCGUCCACCGAUCUCCUGUUCAUCAGACCACCGCUCCCCAGGUGCUGUCUCUUCAACAUAGCAUCUACCAGGAAGAACACGAGCCAAGCCGUACCCCUCUGGCCGCGCCACCUGUUCCUGUCCACCAGCACACCGCACCUACCGUGAAGGCCGAACCUAUAGAUCUCCACAAGAUGCAGAUGCCAGCUGAGCCCCUAAUUACAUUUUCUCCAGAGACUGGCACAUUCACGGCAUUCCCAUCUCCUCUCCGAGACAACGUCAGACCUCCGCGGUUGGAUUUCUUCAGCACACCUGAUCUCGCCGGGGCUCAGCCGGGUGUCCACAAAGGUCAAGAUGAUGCCUCUGUAUCACCAGACCAACAGGUCGACUCGCUCACGCCCUCUGGGGAGCCAGCUCGGGCUAGAAUGCCCCGUCCCGCCCCAUCUGAUGGUGCCGCCGAACAUACUUGUGCACCACUUUCCGCAGCGGCCAAUCCGUCAAGAUGUGUCGAGAGAAAUCCCCUUGGAUACCGCCAGCCCAUCAACCCCCCGAAGAGAGCUCCGUCCCGACAAGUGCCACAGGCACAGCGUACUUCGCACCCUGGCGUUCCCGAUACACCAAUUGACCGUGAACAAGCACUCGCACAGAUUAGGGCGCGACGAGGCCGUACGCAUAGCAAGCAGCGAUCAGUCAGCGCCAGCGAGCCUGGCCGUGCAGCUCGCGCCUCAGCGGGAUUGAACCCGACCCCUGUUCGGGGACCUCGACGUCUUCCCAACUCCAAUCUUCGGGCUGAUUCGAGGACCGAGAACGAACUCGGUGAACGCCGAGAUAUGAGUGCUCCUGUUCGGAUGUUCCGACGUCAAGGAAUGCCCAGGGAUUAA